Messenger RNA from Haplochromis burtoni (Burton's mouthbrooder), 4119 nucleotides. Its product is annotated as phosphatidylinositol 4-phosphate 5-kinase type-1 alpha. The transcript has 16 exons. Gene Ontology annotation, biological process: phosphatidylinositol metabolic process. Gene Ontology annotation, molecular function: phosphatidylinositol kinase activity. NCBI's taxonomy places the organism in Eukaryota, Metazoa, Chordata, Actinopteri, Cichliformes, Cichlidae. The coding region runs from base 1228 to 3078 and encodes 616 amino acids. The record is from RefSeq and is a predicted model, not a curated record.
CAUCUAUGGGAAGUUAACGGUAACUGCUCUCACUCACGUCUUCCUCGCCUGUUACAUCCCGUUUCCUCUUCCUCUGAACGUUUUGUGAUGUACAUGGAUAAAAAAAAAAUCCGCUUUCACUUACCUAAGGGCUUCAUUAAACACCUCCCAACUGUUACUGUACAAAUAUUUUCAGUUUAGGUGGUGUAUUGUCUUUUUCUGCGUUCCUUUGUCACGCUUAUCUAAGUCAAUAAAGCAGCCUUAAUUUAUUUAAGCACCUUUGUUUAGGAUCACCGAUAUCAGACCUGUGCACUGCACAUGAACUGGUUCCACUUGCUUCACAGAUAUAGAUUGAUCAUGUGCUUUCAGAGACUUCUUUUCCCCCAAGAUAAAGCACGCAAUGGGGAAGAUGCAUCUCUCUAAUCCAGUUAGUUGUGCAUCACUCAUUAGCUUCCCUGUAUAUGUUUGAGUUGCUCUGCUCCUGGUAACCACCCAGUCUGAAUCAGUGAAUAAAAAUAGUUGCUUUUUAAAGCACUCCUGUGGCUCCCAGAUGGCUGAAAUCCAGGGACAGCACAAGCACAAGAUGUAGCAUUCACGCUCACAGACACUUGAGUGACAGUAACUCACUGUGGUUUCCCUAAUAGCUUUUAUCAGCGUCGUUUCCAAAUCAGGUCAAGAAACAGUAUAUUUGUGGACUCUUCAGAAAUGACCUUAAAGAGUGUGUCCAUGGGUCAUGGUAUUGCCGUGCAUGCUGUGGGCUGUGCGUAAACAAGGCUGGCAGGGACUUGUUUGGUACACAGAGAGGAACAGAUGGUUUGCCUAUUGUAGUGAGGCCUGCCGCUGAUGAGCUAAAGUCAUUGUUAGGGAACUGACUUGGUCUCAUUACUAUCCAUAGUCUGCUGCACAAUAUGUGCUAUUAACUGGUUGUAUAUUGACCUUAAUAAAUACAGAUGGUAGUAAUAAUAACAAGCAUAGCUGAAACUGGGCCAUCUGGGGUUACUACACAUGCAAGUACGCAUGAUCCAAAUUUAGUAACAGUCUGUGUUAUCUACCUUAAACAAAAUUGUCCAUUUCUAAGUUAUUUUUGGUAAACAAUAUUCUAUUUUACAUGUUGAGCACAUUUAAUCAUGUUUGUUUUGUAAACGGUCCUGAUGGUUUUCCUUUUACAAUAAAAGAAAAGUAGCAGUUGCUUAACUGACUUAAUUAUUUAGGCCACGCUUCCUUUACUUCUGUGCACACCUACUUUAAAUGAGUUCAGUGUGGCGCAUGUACUCGGUUAAGCCAGUUAGCCUGACCUUGUCCUGCUCCGCAGAUAUCAGGACUCAGUUCUGGAGGAGAGCGUUGCAGCGAGGGACCAGCAGCAUUCGAAAAAUGGCCCCCGCCGAGAUGCCCGGCUCUUCAGGCAUGAGUAUGAAGAAGACCAUUGGACACCGGGGCGUUGAGACUACCACAGGAGAAACUACUUACAAAAAAACUACGUCAUCUGCCCUAAAGGGAGCAAUCCAAUUGGGCAUCGCUCACACAGUUGGCAGCUUAAGUCAAAAGGCGGAGAGGGAUGUUCUCAUGCAGGACUUUGUAGUUGUUGAAAGCAUCUUCUUCCCGAGCGAAGGCAGUAACCUGACCCCUGCUCAUCACUACAGUGACUUUCGCUUUAAGACCUAUGCUCCUAUCGCCUUUCGUUACUUCAGGGAACUGUUUGGCAUUCGGCCAGAUGACUACCUGUAUUCUCUGUGUAAUGAGCCGCUGAUCGAGCUGUCGAACCCCGGAGCCAGCGGUUCCCUCUUCUACGUCUCCAGUGAUGAUGAGUUUAUCAUCAAGACUGUCCAACACAAAGAGGCAGAGUUUCUCCAGAAACUGCUGCCUGGAUACUUCAUGAAUAUAAACCAAAACAAGCGCACCCUGCUGCCUAAGUUUUAUGGACUGUAUUGCGUUCAGGCAGGCGGUAAGAAUAUCCGUAUUGUUGUGAUGAACAAUCUCCUGCCCAGAAUCAUCCCCAUGCACCUCAAGUAUGACCUGAAAGGCUCCACCUAUAAGAGACGGGCUUCCCCUAAGGAGAGAGAGAAGGCCGUCCCCACUCACAAAGACCUGGACUUCAUCCAGGACAUGCCUGAUGGCCUGCUGCUGGAAGCAGAAAACUACAAUGCUCUGUGCAAGACUAUACAGAGGGACUGCCUGCUCCUGCAGAGUUUCAAGAUCAUGGAUUACAGUCUGUUGAUGGGCAUCCACAACAUGGACCAGGCCAGCAGAGAAAAGGAGCGUAGUGGAGGCAGUUUGGUCGACAAUACGGGGUCUGAAGGAGCAGUGACCCCAGAUCAGCGCCGACCACAAGCCCAGAAAAGUCUGUAUUGCACUGCCAUGGAGUCCAUCCAGGGGGAGGCUCGAGGGAAGGGAGCUUUGGAUUCAGAAGAUCACAUGGGUGGUAUUCCUGCUCGCAAUAGCAAAGGAGAGAGGUUGCUGAUCUACAUCGGCAUCAUCGAUAUUCUCCAAUCUUACAGGUUUAUUAAGAAGUUGGAGCACUCCUGGAAGGCGCUGGUCCAUGAUGGGGACACAGUUUCAGUUCACAGACCUGGCUUCUAUGCAGAGCGCUUCCAACAAUUCAUGUGCAACACAGUGUUCAAGAAAAUUCCACUUAAACCAUCACCAUCCAAGAAAAGCCGCGGUGGAGGUCAGGCAGGGCUUAGGAGGGCGCCCACUCUUGGAGCACCCACACCGCUCUCCCACGCGACAGGACAGUCAUCUGUGGAUUCCAGACUAGUUUACCACUCCCAUUUUAAAAGCACAGAGUCCGAGGCGGACAGCGGUGUGCAGUCAGGAAGGCCGGAUCUGGUUCCUCGGACUCCUCCGCUGGUAGACAACCCUGCAGACUGCGAGGCCAAUCUGUCCACCUCAUCACAAGGCAGCACAGGAGUUGUCUCCACCUCUCCUCCCCUGCGCUCUGUAGGCGUGGAAGUGCACAAAUCGGCAAACACGGACUGUGACCAGGCUGUUUCCCACAGUUUGGGAGUAGAAGGGGCUGCAGAUAAUUCAGGCAACCUGUCUGGAAAUGAAGAUGUAGUUUCUCUGUCGGACAUCGUCCCUGAGACCAACAUCUGUUUCUAAAAACACUCCCAGCAAUGAGAGACUUCUGGAAACGGCGAGGUGGGUAGAAGAAAGGCAAAAUGAACUGGAGUCAGUCAUCCACCGCAGACCCUCCAUCGCUCCUCUGCUGUUUUGUGACCUCUGCAGUUUAUACAGUAGCCACCGAAUAAAACAGCAUGGUUUGCGACCGUGAGGAAAGCAGUGAUUUGGACCAUGUUGUGCGGUAGGCUCCAGACUUCCCCAGCCAUCAGCACUGUCACUGUGUGUACAUAUUUGUCCACACCUAUCCAAAACUGUCCGAUACACACUCAGAAAAAGGCGUUCGGCCCUGAAUUGAAGAUUUCCCUUCAUGUCCGACUGCAGCAAUGAUAUAAUAAACAAUAUAAUGAGUUGUAUAUUGUAUUGAAAAAGAAAUAACAAAAAAAGAGGUCAUCUUCACUAUCACCAGUUGAUCAUGGAAGGCAGUCAAAUUAUCCCUUGAAGAGCCAGUCAUCCUGCCCACUAUCCACAGCAUGAGGAGAUGUGGGUAGAAGUGGGCAGGGACGGUUCAGCAGGAACACACACACAAAAGCACAUGAAGGGCAUAGCCUACAUAGGAGGAAUGAAUGUUACUGUGCGUUCGUGGACAGUCUAGGUGGGUUCACAUUUCCGUGACUCCCACUCCGGCGUACCUGUUAUUGCACAUCCAUCUCCCCUCAGCACUCUAAGCUAUCCAUGGCUCCCUCACCGCCAUCGAUAGAAAUCCUUCAAAUCAACACCUGCUGCUGUCGACUCUGUAGUCGUGUUUGCGUUUUUCUUUACCGAUUGUACAGUAUUCAUUUAAAACAGCAGAGGGAUGGGGUUUUAACCUGACCUAUAUGGUCAUUUUUUUUCUUAUAAGUUAUUUUUCUGGAAGCCUCAGUGGUGCCACAUAGAUCUUCCCACUGCUGAAUGUACAUUGUAGUGUUUUUCCGCAUAAAAAAAACGUGUCUUAUUUAGGGAUGGGUAUCGAUAAGAUUUUCACGAUUCUGAUUCCAUUUUCGAUUCUGUUUAACGAUUCGAUUCUUUAUCGAUUCUCUUAUC